Messenger RNA from Homalodisca vitripennis (glassy-winged sharpshooter), 6679 nucleotides. Its product is annotated as fatty acid synthase-like. Gene Ontology annotation, molecular function: oxidoreductase activity; fatty acid synthase activity. Gene Ontology annotation, biological process: fatty acid biosynthetic process. The record is from RefSeq and is a predicted model, not a curated record. Lineage: Eukaryota; Metazoa; Arthropoda; Insecta; Hemiptera; Cicadellidae. Bases 97 to 6633 code for a protein of 2178 amino acids. The transcript has 37 exons.
AGAGCAGGUCUAUCAGUCGCUCUGGAACCUUGUUCUAUACUGGAGUUUAGUGUUCUUGUAUUUAGUAAUUUGCUGAAUCAAUAAAACUUGUGGAAUAUGCUACCAAAAGAUGGAUAUGAAGUUGUCAUCUCCGGGAUUGGAGGGAAGUUCCCAGAAACUAACAAUAUUGCAGAGCUACAAGAGAAACUGUUUGCAAAGGCGAACCUUGUGACCGUUGAUGACAGAAGAUGGUCACCAGGAGUGUACGAUACACCAAAAUACUCAGGAAAGGUGCUUGAGGAGUACAAAUUUGAUGCAGCCUUUUAUGGAAUACAUCGAAGAUUAUGUGUCUCUGCUGAGCCAAUGACAAAGCUCACCCUUGAGCGAUGUUUUGAGGCAAUGGUUGAUGCAGGAGUUAACCCAUUUACUUUGAGGGGCUGCAAUAUUGCUGUGAUCUCUGCUUCAAUCAACAGCGAGUCUGAAAUUUUGAUGCUGACUCAUGAUGGACUCAUCAGAGAUGGUUUCGGAAUCCAAGGUCACAGUCAGGCAUUGAUUGCCAAUAGGGUUUCUUAUUUCUUCAAUUUUGUAGGUCCCAGUUUCACUAUAAACUCAAGCUGGACGGGUGGCACCUCUGCCCUGCAGCAGGCUGUCACUUUGAUACGUCAGGGGGCUGUGGUGGCAGCACUGGUCACUACCGCCUACAUGAUGUGGUCUCCAUCUGUUGCUAGUGAAUACGUCGACCUGGGCCUCCUCACUUUUGAUUGUGAAACUCGCCCAUUUGAUAAAAAUGCAAAUGGCUUUGUUCGGAGUGAUGGUGUUGUUACAUAUUUCCUCCAGCGUAGAGAAGACGCAAAACGGGUAUAUGCAACUGUCGUCAAUGUUGAUUCUAAGUGUCUUGGUGGCCGACAAUGUAGCUUCAUGACGUAUGACAGUGGAUUGGACAAAUUUCUCUCCGAUUUCUAUUCGUCAUGUGAGUGUGAUCCUGCAAGUCUAGCUUAUCUGGAGCCCGAAGGAAUGUCUAUUAAGGAAACAGAUGCUGUAGAACUUAACAACAUAGCAAGUGCGUUGUGUCCAAAAAGGAAAACACCUCUUCUAAUCGGAUCAGUUAAAAGUAAUGUUGGUCAUGCCCAUGUGGCUGCUUGCUUCAUGUCAGUAGCAAAGGCUAUAAUUGCCAUGGAAACUGGAGUUAUACCCCCAACUCUGCACUACAGUGAAGCCAACUCUUCUGUCCCUUCUUUGGUCACUGGUGAUAUUCAGCCAGUUACAGAAAAUACUCCCCUUCCUGGAGAUUUGGUAGCAAUAAACAAUAUCUCCAUCAGCGGUACAAUGGGUCACACACUACUACGCAGAAACAGUAAACAGAAGCUGUGUAUGGAACAAUCUGCAGAAGCACUUCCGUCAGAUGGCCUACACAGACUGGUUUUGGUGUCUGCCCGGAAUGAAGAAGGUGCCAAAGUUGUUACUGACAAACUGCAGUCAAUGCCUCUGGACACAGAAUUUGUAUCCCUAGUGAACAACAUACACAAGACAAGUAUUCCUAAUUACCUGUGGAGGGGAUAUGCAGUACUGCCUUCUAGUGAUCUCUCAACCAACUGUGAAAUCUUGGCUUGUGAUUCAGAAAAACGUAGGCCAGUUUGGUUUGUUUUCUCUGGAAUGGGAUCACAGUGGAAUGGAAUGGGAAGAGAGCUGCUUAAAUUCCCUGUCUUUGCUGCUGCAAUUGAAAAAUGUGACAAGGUUUUGAGUCCUAAGGGUGUUGAUAUCAAAUAUAUUCUUACAAGUGAAGACACCACAGUUUUUGACAACAUCCUCAAUUGCUUUGUGGGCAUAGCAGCUGUUCAGGUUGGGCUGGUUGACAUGCUGAAAGCAGUGGGAGUGCAGCCAGAUGGCCUCAUUGGCCACUCGGCUGGGGAGCUAGGCUGCUCGUACGCAGAUGGUUGCUUUACCGCAGAAGAGAUGGUGUUGGCUGCAUAUGCCAGGGGCCGCGCCAGUCUAGACGGGAAUCUGAUCAAGGGGCUGAUGGCUGCUGUUGGUAUGGGAUACAAGGAUAUCAAAGACCAACUGCCACCCUCUGUGGACGUGGCUUGUCACAACGCCUCAGACAGCUGCACCAUCUCUGGUCCCUGGGACGAUGUUUUGGAAGUUGUCAGGGUGCUCAAGGAGAAGAAAGUGUUUGUGAAAACCGUUAACACUAGUGAGAAAGCCUUCCAUUCUCGUUACAUCAGACCUAUUAGUGAUCAACUCAACGUUAUGUUAAAAAAAGUGAUACCCAACCCUAAAGCAAGAUCAUCAAAUUGGAUAAGUACAUCAGUAACAGCAAAAGAGUGGAAUACUAAAGAUGCCAAACUGGCUUCAGCAGCAUACUACACAAACAAUCUAAUAAACCCAGUACUGUUUGAAGAGGGCUGUGCUUUCAUUCCUGCAAAUGCAAUUGUGGUGGAGAUAGCACCUCAUGGUUUGAUGCAAGCCAUAUUGCGGCGGUCCCUGAGUCCUCAGUGUAUCAACAUUGCUCUAACCAAUAGAACUUCUGAGUCCAACAUCAGGCACUUUUUGUGCGCUUUAGGAAAGUUAUACCUGAACAAAGUAGAGUUGGAUAUGAACGCUCUGUAUCCACCUGUAGAGUACCCAGUAUCCAGGGGAACUCCUUCGCUAGCUCCCCUUGUCACAUGGGACCACGCAGAUAACUGGUUCACUGAGUUCUCAGGAAUUAUCAAAAUGAUGACAGAAGAAAAGUCUGAGCUUUCAGCAGUUGUAGAUGACAGCUCAGAAGAAUUUAAACUCUGGUCUGAACAUGUUGUGGAGAAUGAGGUUAUAUUACCUCUUGCUCAGUUAUUGAGCUACCCCUGGAAAAUUAUAAUAGACACUAAAGGUCUGGAUUCUAAGCAAGAAGCUAUACAAAUGGAAGACGUUGUCGUGACUGGAAGAAUUCCUGUGAAAUCAUCAAAAGAAAGUGUGGAAGUUUCUCUAUUCAGAGGUUCUCACCAUUUCGAGGUCUACCAGGAGAGUGAGGGUGGCCAGCUGCUGCUUCGGGUUACAGGGUUGGUUAAUGUCAUCAGGAGACCGCAACUGUCACUGGAGCCCUUAUUUACCAACGGUCACAAACCGUUGCGAUUCUCACAGGUCGAUGUGUACAGGGCGUUGACCCAGCACGGAUAUCACCUCGGACCACAGUUUCAAUUGAUCAAGUCCAUUUGCAGCAAAGAAAAAGAUUGUGAAGCCAUAGUGGAAUGGAGUGGGAAUAUGAUCACAUUCUUGGAUGCUCUUUUCAAACUGGUAAUAUUUCUUUAUUUGGGACCAAAGAGUAAAGUUCCAGAAAUAAACGGAUUCACAAGACUUACUAUUGAUGUCCCUCAUUUUUGUGAACUCAGUGCAGGUAUUGAAGUACAUGUGAGAUAUAACUGCAGAACCAAUAUUCUGUACUGUGAUGGUCUCAGGCUUGAAGGACCCACAUUGUCUUCAAAAGAAAAGAAACCAACCAGUUCAGAGUCUUUGAUGUGGAAAUCAGUUGUAUUUGUACCAUACAAAGAGAAUAUUUUGGAACUAGAAGAAUUUCUCAAUGUAAGCAUACAGCUGGUGGCUGAAGAGGCUCUUGCAUGUUGGACAAACAGAGUGGCUGAUUUUGUGUCAGUAGAAGUAAGAGAUGUCUCGAGUAAGCAUUUCUUCAUCAGCACACAUCUCCAAAAUUUGCUGAAGUCUCUACCACUGGUAUCUUCCAGGCUGCAAAUCAAAUGCCUUCAAAAAGCAAAAGAAGAUUUGAAGCAGCACAAAGGAAAGACCCAUUUACUAAUAGGGAAGUACGAAAUAUUAUCACAUUUGGCUGCUUCAUUACAAAAUUCAAGAAGUACAUUCUACAUGACGUUUGUAACUCCUGGUAAAAGAUUGGAUAAAAGAAUAUUUCGACCUAUUUUGACUCAUCAGUUGAUAAAUGGAACUCUGAUACUAAUGAAGAAGAUUAUAGAUCCAAAGUCAUUAAAGGUGGUUGAGUUUGAAGGCAUGCCGGAUCUGCGCCAGUUGAUGAGUCAAGAGACUACCUGUAGUGGAACCACUCAAAAAGUGGCGCUGGUCAUACGCAACUGGCAACCAAGCAAGGCAUUGGAAACAUUAGCUCAAGAACCUUUUGCUAAUAAACUCAGAUGUGUGUUUUUAGACCAUCAAGCUCCCAGAUUUUCUGUGUUCUCCCCAUUAUAUCAUGAACAGCUAUCCUUGGAUCUGGCUGUCAAUGUGCUAUCAAGAAACAUCUGGGGGUCACACAAGUACAUUAGUCUGCCAGAUAUACUCACUGAUUCUCACCAACUACAUGUUCUAGAAAGUUCUUACAAAGGCUUGGACAUUGAAUGUAUUUCUCUAAAUACACGAAAUUUUACUUUACAACCAGAUACUCUGAAUGAACAGAUAGAGGUAAACUUGUUGGACUACUGUGGCACACAAAGUAAUGGAAAGAGAGCCAUGGGAAUAGCCAAGUAUGACUCUGAGAUAAACAAGAUCGUCCCAGAUAAAAUCUUGACUUGGAGUGUACCUUCUGAUUGGUCAGCAGAAGAUGCUGUCACAGUUCCGUUUACUUACUCUCUGGCAUACUACAGCCUGCUCUUACAAGCUAAUCUGGAGAAGGGGGAGAAAAUACUGGUGCAUGCUGGGACAUCCCCAGUUGGUUUGGCUGCAAUAUCCAUUGCUCUGGCCAGAGGUUCAAACCUUUAUGUCACAGUUUGCAGUGACCUACAAGUGCCGUUUCUGCUCAGUCGUUUUCCUCAGAUAAACUCUUCCCAGGUGAUUGUUCUGGAGAAAACAAAUUUUGAACUUGAGAUCAAAAGAUUGACUCAAAACACUGGUGUCCAAGUAGUAGUUAACUGUUUGAAGGGUAGAGACAUGAACGCUUCUCUGCGAUUGUUGGGAAAAUUCUCUCGGCUUAUCCAUCUAAGUGACAUUAGUGUAGAGGAUAGAGAUGCUGUCUACAUGUACCCCUUUGCGAGAUUCAACCACAUGUAUAGAGUGUCCUUGGACAGUGUCAUCAAUGCUGAUGUUGAGACCAAAAGAAAACUGAAAACUUUAGUACAGGAAGGAAUUAAAAAUGCUGUGGUGCAACCUCUAAAACACUCUACAUAUACUGUACAACAAACUACUGAAGCAUUAAAUAAUUUGAGGAUGAAAAAUGCUGUGGAGAAAACAGUGGUAGUGAGACCACAAAUUCAUACCAGAGGUUCAGAAGAAUUCCAUUGUGACCCUAAAGAGAUAUUUAUCAUAGUUGGAACGAGGCAAGGGCUUUGGUUAGAUUUAGCAGAGUGGCUCCUCAAGAAUGGGGCAAAGAAAUUGGUGAUCGCAUCUCUGAAACAGAACCUGACCUCAAACAUAUCUCGUCGGUUCAACAGUAUGCUGGCACUCCAUAGAGCAACAGUAUUGAUAACCACCAUUGCCCGUCUGGAUAGCCAGAAGGAGGUGGUAGAUUUCCUGCAAGAGGCCAUCAGAAUGGGACCUGUUGCUGGUAUCUUCUUCAGCUGCAUGGAUGAGAAGAGUAGUGUAGUGGCACAUUUAGAUUCUGCCUCAAGACAACUUUUGCCUCAACUGAAACACUUUGUGUGUCUGUUCGGUGGGUCUGCGAGUGUGUGUGAGUUGCGUGCACAGAGUGACCUUCCUGCCUGCGUCAUACGAACACAAUCUGACCUGAAGCCGCAGUCUGUCCUGCCUUAUCUAGGUCGCAUCCUUGGUCAAGGGAAAUCAAUGGGGUAUUCACUCCUACUCAGUGACGGAGAAGAAACAAAUUACAAGCAGAGAGGUCAAACAGUGCCUUUGCUGGAUAUCAGGAACCACCUACCCACUAGUCUACCACAGCUAGUAGCUUUGGGUCAAAUAAUGUCAUCUGAAGAGCAUUUCCAAAUGCAGGAAGUCAUCACAAGGAGUCCUCCCUACGAGCAUGUUAGGUAUCAAUUGCUGCCUGUCUUUCUGGUUCCUGGCCUAGACUGUGACAGGCUGACACCUCUGAUAAGACAGCUGAUGCAUCCUGCCUUCUGUCCUCUCACACCUCCUUGCCUGCCCUCAAUAGAGCAGAGUGCACAACUGCUACUUCAGGAAAUUUUGCAAGUAAAGAGCAGUGGUCCAUACAACCUGUUGGGUGACUCAUGGAGUGGUACAGUGGUCCUUCAGUUGGCAAUACUUCUGCAGCGCCAUGGUCUUGUGGAAGUGUUCCUACUGGACGCUGCACCUGACACAGCAAAGCAGCGAUUCGCAGCGUUCAGUAACUCCUCAGACACCUUCAAGGAUUCAGAGUUUCUGAUUACUCUAUUCAACUUACCGUCAAAUAUAUCAAACCAUCUGUCAGAGGUCUCAAGCUGGGAGGAACAAGUGCAGUACUGCUUGAGCCAAGUACAAAUGGAAGUAUCUAAUGACUGCAGUACAAGUUUGAAGUACGUGACUAAAGCUCUCAUGAUGUUGAGAAAUCACUUGAAAGCUCUCACAACAUUUCAGCCUUCAGAGCAAUUCGAGGGCAAUGUUCAUUUAUUCAGGACAAGAGAAGCACUGGAAUCUGACUUCUGUGGCCUUAAAAAGUACUGUAAGAAAAAUCCAAUCAUUCACAUAAUGGAAGAUGAAACAUUGGAAGAAAUGAUAAAAAAUCCCAAAACUGCUUCAGUCAUCAAUGAGAAUGUGAUAUUUGCCUGGAAUUUGUAAAAUACUUGUCUCUUGAAAUAAACAUUUGAUUUAUUAUAGUAGUUUA